Molecule: messenger RNA, 2212 nt
Organism: Apus apus (common swift)
Lineage: Eukaryota; Metazoa; Chordata; Aves; Apodiformes; Apodidae
Product: transmembrane protein 178B-like
Exons: 4
Coding region: 30-908 (292 amino acids)
Cellular component (GO): membrane
Source: RefSeq, a predicted model, not a curated record
GCCCGCCCCGCCGCCCCCGGCGCGCUAAGAUGGCGGCCGCGGCUCAGGCGCUGAGCGGCUCCGGGCUGCUCCUGGCCGCCGCCGCCCUCGCCCUCCUGGCCGUGGCCAUCGGCACCGACUCCUGGUACGAGACGGACGCGCGGCGGCACCGAGAGCGCUGCCGCGGCUUCGGGCACAAGCGCAGCGACCCGCCCGGCUCGAUGUCGGCUCCCAGCGCGCACCUGCCUCUCCGCGCCCGGCCCCCGCGGGCCCUGCUGCCCGGGCGGCCCCCGGCCCCCGCCCCGGCCGCCGCCGCCGCCGCCGCGCUGGACUCGCACUGCGGCCGCCGCUUCAACUCCACCGUCUCGGGGCUCUGGAGGCGCUGCCACCGCGCGGGCUACGAGCCGGACAGCGAGGAGCUGAUCCGGAAAGGAGUUAUUCAGCGCUGCACUGCUGUGAAGUACCACUACACCUCCAGCUCCCUGCCUCGCAACUUGCCCAUCAACAUCACAAACACCAUCCGGCAGGACGAGUGGCACGCGCUCCACCUGCGGAGGAUGACAGCUGGCUUCAUUGGCAUGGCAGUCUCCAUCAUCCUGUUUGGGUGGAUCAUUGGUGUGCUGGGCUGCUGCAAACAGCAGGAGCUCAUGCAGUACGUGGCUGGGCUGCUCUUCCUAAUGGGUGGUACAUGCUGUAUCAUCUCACUCUGCACCUGCGUAGCUGGGAUCAAUUUUGAGUUAUCUCGCUACCCUCGCUACGUCUACGGGCUGCCAGAGGACAUCAGUCAUGGCUAUGGCUGGUCCAUGUUCUGUGCCUGGGGAGGCCUGGGCCUCACCCUGCUGGCUGGGUUCCUCUGCACAUUGGCACCAUCACUCAACACUUCUCGGGCAUCUGUACAAAAACCCAGACAAGAAAAUGGGGCCGUGUGACCUCAGAGGGAGUGAGAAGAGACUCUGGGUAGCACAGCCUGGGCAGAGCUGUGGGUUAACACCAAGAAGAGGUGGCAUGUCAGCGUGUGGAGAGCAGUGCCAUAGCUGUGGAAGUACCAGGCUGUGGGACGCUGCUACAGCCUCCAGUCACAGACAGACAUUGUGAGUAACUCCAGGUUUGAAUUAUUGCUGAUUUGCUCAUCGAUGGGUUAAGGGGGACAGUUCUUUUGAUUCUUCUUCUGUUUACAAGGGAUUAAGUCCAAGGCUGUGUCUUUUUUGUGCUGUUUUUUGAACUGUACCUCCAUGGUCAUGUUAGUGUCCAGUUGUAAGGGAUGUUUACGCACCAACUCUAUUGCUGCAGGUCUGUGUCAUUCAGACCCAAAUUAGGGCAAGGAGCUACGUGACGUUAGCUUGAACACUUUUGCAACAGGCAUGUCUAGGUUGGCUCAGGCCAUCAUUUCCCAAAAGAACCUUGAUCUAAGCCGAGGUUUAGGCCAAAGAAUUAGCCCAUUCUUAGUAUUAAUUAAUUUAAAUCUGCAAUCUGUGCUAUUCCAUGCUGUAGUAUCAGCUAUUUAUUUACUACUAAAGCUGUUUCCAAAAGGAGCCAGCUGUAACUGAGUGGCAAGCCUCUUAAAAAAAAACAACAACAACAUAAACAAAAAUCUCUUACUGGAAAGGAAAGGAAAGGAGGGGAAAGUUUUCCUCAACUUCUUACACAGGUAAGGUUACUCAUUUGGCUAACAAACAUACCCUUGUUUUACUAAGGAGCUGUAUGCAGCUUCUAACUAGUCCACUGGAGGUCAGAGUACAUUUCUGAAAGUAUGUCAGUUUGAGCUGCAGGGAUCAGCUUCACCCUCCAACUAACCUGUGGGUGCAACUUCUUUUUUGUGAAAAAAGUUUUGUGAAAGGAGAUGAGUACUUCUCCCCAAGCUCAAACAGCAGUACUGCUAGAACAGCAGAGAUGUACAGCCCCUCUAAUAUUAACGUCCAAAGGAACCACAAAGAAUCUUCCUCAGGAACACGUGGCUUCUGCUCACUUCACCACUCACCCCUUUCUAAUGUCAAAUGGCCCCUGAGCACAGCAUGUCAAGACCAUGGUCCACUGGAACAAGCUCCCUCUCCAAAAUGAGCAGUAAGGACCUUGGAGCCAGUGCAAGUACUAGGGCUAACUCAGGAACAUCAGCCAAAGUACUUUGGGGUAUAUUUUUCUUUCAUUGCUCUAUUCUUUCUUCCCUCACACCCCCACCCCUCUCCCAAGUGUCCAAAAACUGCACAGGUAAAGAUGAGACGGCCAGCAUUUGGAG